Aspergillus japonicus CBS 114.51 is the source of this 2487-nucleotide messenger RNA. Its product is annotated as dolichyl-diphosphooligosaccharide--protein glycosyltransferase subunit STT3. The transcript has 5 exons. Gene Ontology annotation, cellular component: membrane. Gene Ontology annotation, molecular function: dolichyl-diphosphooligosaccharide-protein glycotransferase activity. Gene Ontology annotation, biological process: post-translational protein modification. The record is from RefSeq and is a predicted model, not a curated record. Lineage: Eukaryota; Fungi; Ascomycota; Eurotiomycetes; Eurotiales; Aspergillaceae. Bases 126 to 2354 code for a protein of 742 amino acids.
CGAACUCCAUCUCCCCGGUCUCUCUCCCUUCCAACUUCACUCUCAACGAACCGCCUGGGCAGGACGAGAGUCACUCGUUUAUCACUUUUCCCAAUUGGAAAUUUGAUCUUCACUUCCUGGCCAUUAUGGCCGAAUUACCCCUCAAUUCCCUACUAAAGGGUAACACCGGCAGGAACACUCGCGGCCUACUGCGCAUUAUCAUUCUAGGAACUAUUGCCGCUGCCGCUGUGUCCAGUCGAUUGUUCAGUGUUAUUCGCUUUGAAAGCAUCAUUCACGAAUUCGAUCCUUGGUUCAAUUUCAGGGCAACUAAAUACUUGGUUCAACAUGGCUUCUACAGCUUCUGGGAUUGGUUUGACGACAGAACCUGGCACCCUCUGGGACGUGUUACGGGUGGUACACUAUACCCCGGUCUGAUGGUAACCAGCGGCGUGAUCUACCACAUUCUGCGAUUCCUGACCAUCCCCGUUGAUAUCCGUAAUAUUUGUGUCUUGCUUGCUCCUGGAUUCUCAGGCUUGACCGCUUUGGCGAUGUAUUUCCUCACUUGUGAGAUGUCCACAUCGCCAUCUGCAGGUCUGCUUGCAGCUGCUUUCAUGGGUAUCGUCCCUGGUUAUAUCUCUCGUUCAGUUGCUGGCAGCUAUGACAACGAGGCUAUCGCCAUCUUCUUGCUCGUCUUCACCUUCUUCCUGUGGAUUAAGGCUGUCAAAAAUGGCUCUAUCAUGUGGGGUGCAUUGACCGCCCUGUUCUACGGCUACAUGGUGUCGGCUUGGGGUGGGUAUGUUUUCAUCACCAACUUGAUUCCUCUGCACGUCUUCGUUCUCCUUUGCAUGGGUAGGUACAGCUCGCGUAUCUAUAUCAGUUACACCACCUGGUAUGCUCUGGGCACUUUGGCCAGCAUGCAGAUUCCCUUCGUUGGAUUCUUGCCCAUCCGGAACAGCGACCACAUGGCUGCUCUCGGUGUCUUCGGCUUGCUUCAACUGGUGGCAUUUGCCGACUUCGUGCGAGGCUUCAUUCCGGGCAAGCAUUUCCAGAGACUCUUGACUACCAUGAUCAUUGUCGUUUUCGGCGUUGCAUUUGUGGGACUUGUUGUCCUCACCGUCUCUGGAGUCAUUGCUCCCUGGAGUGGUCGCUUUUACUCGCUGUGGGAUACUGGUUACGCAAAGAUCCAUAUCCCUAUCAUCGCAUCGGUCUCGGAGCACCAGCCUACCGCCUGGCCAGCAUUCUUUUUCGAUCUCAAUUUCUUGAUCUGGCUUUUCCCAGCCGGUGUCUACAUGUGCUUCCGUGAUCUCAAGGACGAGCACGUCUUCGUCAUCAUCUACUCCGUUCUUGCCAGUUACUUUGCUGGUGUCAUGGUUCGUCUGAUGCUGACCCUGACCCCUAUCGUCUGUGUCGCUGCUGCCCUGGCUCUCUCCACUAUCCUUGAUACCUACGUUCUUGCCAGCCCAGGCCCCAACCCCAAGGCGAAGGCUGUUGAGGACACCUCGUCGGAGCCCCUUCGCUCUGCAAGAAAGCCGGACGUUGGAGUCACAUCCUACCUCUCGAAGCUGGUCGUGACAUCGUCCGCGAUCAUUUAUCUUCUCCUGUUCGUUGCGCACUGCACCUGGGUCACUUCGAACGCCUACUCUUCCCCAUCCGUGGUUCUAGCCAGCCGGAUGCCGGAUGGAAGCCAGCACAUCAUCGACGACUACCGUGAGGCGUACUACUGGCUCCGCCAGAACACUCCGCACAAUGCCAAGGUCAUGUCCUGGUGGGAUUAUGGCUAUCAAAUUGGUGGUAUGGCUGACCGCCCCACUCUCGUUGACAACAACACCUGGAACAACACCCACAUUGCCACCGUUGGAAAGGCGAUGAGCUCCCGGGAGGAGGUCAGCUACCCCAUUCUUCGGCAGCACGAUGUCGACUACGUCCUGGUGGUCUUCGGUGGAUUGCUGGGCUAUUCCGGUGACGAUAUCAACAAGUUCCUGUGGAUGGUUCGUAUCGCCGAAGGUAUCUGGCCGGAUGAGGUCAAGGAGCGUGACUUCUUCACUGCUCGGGGUGAAUACCGUGUAGAUGAUCAAGCCACACCUACCAUGCGCAACAGCUUGAUGUACAAAAUGUCCUAUUACAACUACCACACCAUGUUCCAGGGCGGUCAAGCCGUGGACCGUGUCCGUGGUGCGAAACUCCCGGCGGAGGGACCCCAGCUGUCCACCCUCGAGGAGGCCUUCACCAGUGAGAACUGGAUCAUCCGUAUUUACAAGGUCAAGGAUCUGGACAACUUGAACCGCGACCACAGCAACGCAGUCGCAUUUGACCGCGGUCACAAGCGCAAGCGUGCGACCAAGAAGAAGGGCCCUCGUGUUCUGAGAACCGAGUAGAGGAGGGUUGUUGCUUGUUGUCUAUGUAGCAGAUAGAGUAUCCGGAACGAUGAAAGUGAUCCCUUGCGUACUAGAUGUUUCAUCAUAACCUGUAUUUGAUCGAGGACAUAAGCCAAACUAGCUGUGCAUCUUC